AAAUCUGUCUGAUUAGCCCUCUCCAACAGACGGGGAUUAAGCUUUUGGUCUGUAAUUAUUAUGAAGCAUACGUCAGCAGAUAUCCACCCAUUUCAGAGAGACAGUGGAGCGGAGGGAUGUCCUGCUAGGUGACUGAGCUCCCUGUGAGGCCCCGGUCAGACGUGGAGAGAGACCCACGGAUAGGAGCAGGAACAGGAAUAUCCUCCUGAGUCAGUGCCACGACGCUGACACACCACACUCCCCCAGCAGGGCUGCCUCUGCUCCCUUAAUAAGCAUCCUAUGCUAUUCUGCUCAAGAUGGCGGUGCAGGCAGCGGAAAAGGACGGAAUAAACGUGGAGGAUGACCAUCUGAACGACUCGCUGGAGAACCCCGGCCUCAUCUCACCUGACAAGGAGGAUAUAUCUCGUCUGCUGACGGUGCCAUUCAGCGGACGCAUCCGAGGCGGCAUGCGGCCAGGGAAGAAGAUUAUAGUGAUGGGCAUUGUCGAACUGGAGCCAGACAGCUUUGACGUGAGCCUGACCUGCGGCCGGGACUCAGAGGAAGAGACUCCACAUGACGUGGCUCUGAAACUCACCGCCCGCUUCACUGACCGGCAGUUCCUACGCAACGCCCGCAUCUCUGGGAAGUGGACAGAGGAGGAGGCGUCCACCGCCUACUUUCCCUUCAUCCCUGAUCAGCCUUUUAGGAUUGAGAUCCACUGUGAGCACCAGAGGUUCCGGAUAUUCGUGGACGGACACCAGCUCUUUGACUUUUAUCACAAAGUAAAAUCUUUGACCUCUAUCGACACAGUACGGAUACAAGGAGACCUACAGAUCACCAAGCUUGGUUAACGCCCCACCCCUCCUGCUCUGCAAGUUGUGUGUGAAGCAAGGACUUGACCACAGAUGACCAUCUUAACACACACACACACACACACACACACACACACACACACACACACACAUGUGCGCCUGUCACGUCAUCACCCAUAACCCAUCAUGCAACUCUGCUGCAGCAUGACAACUGGAAAAAGUUAGAGUUCUUCUGCUACAUUCUCAUUCACUUCUUUCCAUUCCUUUGUAUCGAACCAGGGUUUGAUGUGAUGAUGCUUCGAGGGUGAAUGUGUUUGCGCCGUUUUCAGGUUUUUCUCUUUGUAGCCCCAGUUUUGUCAGAUCAGGGAUCUCACAGCUUAUUAAUAGCACAUUCAUUUUUUAUGUCGAAUCCUUUAGGGAUGCUGAGGUAGAGGCAGGUGUGGAGUGCUUUCAAGGAUGGAAUAUUAACUUGGAUGUUAUGGAAACCAGUUACUCAGGAACAAAAAUCUGGCUCUGAGCUGCUAAUGUGAAAGCAAAGUGUUGAAAUUAGAUUUUCAAUUCUGCAACUUGAGGGCAUAUAAAAAUCUUCCAGAAUGCUUUGGAUUAACUGGAAUAUGCAUGUUGAUCAAGCUGGAAAUAGACGCUGAUCAUAGUAGUAUUUUCACCCACCAACAGUGGCUGUAAAAUCCUGCAGUAUUGGACCUGAGCAGUGUUAAGAUAUUCAAUUUGAGCCUUGACUAAUUCCCACAAGGGCUGGAACGUGGUUUUCAUAUCAGAUGAAACUGGUUUAAAGCCAAAUGUUGCAGGUUGUUUGACGCUUUCAGACUUGAUUUCACUCCAGCUGUAUUUAUUGUCGCAGUUAUCCUCCAAAACCCAAUUUUCUGCUCACAGCAGAGCGCAGUAUUACACCCAGUUUUCUCUGUGCUGAUGUAUCUCCAGCUCCGUAUAGGCACUCCCCUGCCCUCCCUUGGGUUUAACCUAGUUGUCACGGUAACAAGCUGCACACUCAUCGACCUAAAUCCCCCAAAAUGAGGAUUAUAUCAUGAAGAGAUGUAGCAGGAAGCGCCCCGUACUGUACACUGUGCGUGUUGGUUGUGUUAGCGAUCACUGCGGCCAUUCUGUAAAUAGAAAGUCCCAUGUGCUGAACAGGAAGUAGAAUUGUGAUGUUUGCUUUGUGGGCAAAGAGAGAGGAGAAAUGGUUUUUAAAUGAGUUUGAAAAUUGGAAUCUGCUCUCUGCAAACCAUGCAAACCUCAUCUGAAUUGUACAAUAACCGAUAUGCAACUAAUUCUAAUUUAAAAAACACUCUUCAGUAUAGUAAGAAAAACGGUCAAAGUGAAACCUUCAGCCAUGUUCAACAGUCGGCCGGUUGUUAAGAAGCAGGAUCGGAUCCUGGUGGUAUUCUGAAUGUAUAGUAUUCAUGUUUCUAUAGUAGCAUAGAAGAUAUAGUGAUGCACAAAAUUAUUACUUACUGUCACAGGUUUUUUGUGGUACGGCUGGUGCUGUUAUAGUCCAUUUUCAGUCCUACAGUAUGUCUCAUGUGUUUUAAAGUGUUUCCUGAGUCAUUCCACUUCAGCAUUUUGUCCACACUGAGACUUAAAGACGUUAUAAAGCAGGUACAUCCUUGUUUGAUGCAGCUAGCAGGUUUUUACAAGCCUAACAUACACAGCAAUGUCUCUUUAAGCAUUCCACUCUGAACAGGAUGUCACUGAGGCAGAAAGUAAGUUAUAAUCACUACACAGUAAAAGCAGAUGCUACCUGCAAGCAAGACCCACAGUAUUAAUCGAACUAUGUCUGAAAGGGUAACUUCAUUAUUUUUCAACUUGGCCUUUAUUUACACUUGUUUUUGUGUCUAAAAUACUAAAGAGAACAGUUUUUGAAAUUGAUCCUAUACUGAGCAAGAGAGCUGCAGCCAGCAGCCGUGAAAAAGGCUGCAGUGUACCAUUUAGUGCACGUGCAAUUUACGUCCGCUAAAAGUGCUUGUAUUUGCCACUAACAUGCUCAGACCGUUGUUCUAGGUGUCUGACAGUCAGUGGAAAGAAUCCUACAGAGAUAGACCUUUUUGUUAAGGAGUAAAAUCCUUUUUGUUUAACCAGGAACAGCCACAAAAUUGCCACUGCUACUUCCACCAGACUGCAUGUAAAUAAACCGCAGUUUUAGCAUGUGUAGAGACAGCAUAUUUUGACUUGUAACUGGGUGGAUUAAGAAUUUAUUUCAACCAAAACAGAGUCAGUGAUUGUUUGAACAGUGGAAAGAUGAGCCAAGAGUCUGGUGGAAUUGGCAAUGGUGAUUUUUAGGGCUGUUUCUGGUUAACCAAAAAGGAUCUUACUUUAUAACAAAAAGGUCUAUAUCUGUGGGGCUUCUGUCCAUAAUGUGCCAGACUCUUCCGAUAAUAAUCUGAACGCCAGUGGCAAAAACAAGCACUUUUAGUGGACUUAAAUUGAUAGUGUGAGCAUGUUUCGCUGCUGCCAUCUACAGUGCUCUCGCUCAAUACUGGAUCACUUUCAAAAACUGUUGAUCCCAUUUGUCACGUAGACACAAAAUCGGGGAGAAAUGGGGUCCAGGUUGAAAAAUAGCAAACUUUUUUUAAAGGUGCUCCGCUUACACACACAGUAGAACUAGGUAUGAAUUUCACUACAAAGCUUUCCAGGCACCAUUUUCUAAUACAGGGUUUAUAAGAUGUAAAUUAUGGCUUUAUUAAUUAAUGGUAAAUUAUAAACUAAUGCUUUACAAGCCAACAAUAAGAACAGCUUUUUGGCUCCCAGGUUGUGAAAAAUCCAAUUUCUGUUUCUUUUGCAUUUGGUUUAUGCAGUUAUUAAUGUGGAUAACCUAUCUAGUAAACCAUUAGUUCUGCAGUUACAAGUAUUGAUGAAUAAUUGGCAUGGAUUCCUGACUUUCUUACUUUAUAAUAAUGGUCUUAAUGGUAAUGUGCAUCAAAAAGCUAAAAGGAGAAAGCGAGCAUCAUUCUGCAGGAGGAUCAGCCAAGGGGAUUUUUUCUAUUAAUGACUUUUGACCCAUAAAACAUUAGGAAAUUGUUUAUUUGACCAUGACUAAAGUCAUUAUUUACAACUUAUAAACCCUUUGUAAAUCCCUAAAGGGUGACUCACAAAUAGAAAUUUAUAAAUGGCUUGGACCAAGCGUGAGAAGAUUUGAUCGUCUUUGGAGACAGAUGUUCAACUUCAUAUCAAACGGAAACUGUACUGCAUGCUCUUAAUGCUGUGUCACCGUUCCCAUCCACUUUUUGAGCAGCACAACACAGCAAAGCAAACACUAGUAAGGAGUUUGCUACACAGAAGUACCGUUAAAACACUUAACAUUGGAUCAACACAAGCUCAUUUUUCCAUCAUCUUUUGCUGCUGUGAAUUCAGAGUAAGCUGAGACAUCUGUGCAGAACAGUUGCACAGACUUUGCUGCAGGGCGCUCAGUAAUUGAUGCAUACCUUUGCUCACACUAAUGAAGCUUCCUUUCUAAGAUUUCUGAGCAAACUUUUAAGGAAACCUCUUUGUAGAACAUCUCGUUACCGUCUGUGCACAGUGGGCUGCAGCUGUGUGCAGCACUCAUCAGAGCACAGAGAGGCUUUCUAUACAUGCACUGAGUAUUUAUUGGCUCCUUUCACAUAGCAAUAAGGUUGCUGCUCGAAGACUGACUGCGCCGGAGUAGGACUUGUUUUCUCCUGGUUGGUCAGACAGGGUCUUCCUCAGCUCCUCGUUUUUGCUUGGCGAGCGCUGGUUUAUUUUCAGACACAAACAGGAAAUGACUACAGUUUGUUAUGAGAGGGCAGCGAAAAGUGCAGUUUGAAAGAAUGUGAGCCAGUGUGAUGCAUUGUUAACUUCAGUAUUACAACAGAACAAAUGUGUACAAAUAACGUGUGAUUUUGUUGAUCGGGUGUUUUUUGUUUUUGUUUUUUGGAUACUGUUUUUGUGUUAUUUCUAUUAACUGGUGACCAUCUAUUUGUAACGCUACAGUCUCCUGUAAUAACAUAAGAAGAAAAUGACCAGCAGUAUGUUUCAUGGGCGUUGUAACAAGAUGUGUGUUAAAGUUUUCAGCUCCUCAGCUAGGAAUUAUGGGGGAGGGAGAUGAACAAUUCGAGACUCCCUGAAUUAAAGGGCUCUAACCAGGGAGUGCUUUUUGUGUAUGUAUGUGUGAGCGUGUGUGCGCAGGAGGCUAAGUGGGGAGUGUGUUUUCUCAACGUAGCACAGUUAACAGACUGUUUUCCAGCUGUGUGUUUUCUGCACAGUUGGGUGUGGUGCAGGUAUAAGCUGGCAUGGUACUUGAGCAGACUUAUGUGGUACUGUUGCACUUUAAAAAAGGUGUUGGUGUCCAUUUAAAGGAACAGUGUGUGAGGUUUAGGGGGAUUUAGUGGCAUCUAGUGGUGAGGAUUGCAGAUUGCAACCACCUGAAACUUCUCCCAGUUAGAAUUCCUUCAGGAGGUUUUUACAGGGAGCCACAUUCUCCACAGAGGCUUCCUCCUCUCUUUUAAAGAUUUAAGGCGGUAAAAUCACAGAAUAAAGCAGUUUCACAGUACAAAUUAGUGUUUCUCCAGCGCUGUUUUACUUGUCAGAGGCGGGCCACUAGCCCAGCACCUGCUCACCCUUUUUUCCUGACAACUUCAGAUCCCAACAUUCAGGAGGUUUUUACCAUGAGCCAAAUUAUCCGCAGAGGUCUCCUCCACAGUGCGUUGGAUCCAUAAUAAAAAUGUACAUAAGAGCAAAAACCAAAAAUGGCAAGAAUAUAUUUGACGAUUUCUACAAUCAGGCUUUCCCCUCACCAUCUGCAUCACCAAUUUCCCAUUUCCAAAACGUUUGUAAGCAUGGGACAAAGUGUCUCCCGUCAAGUCUGUCUUUAUAGAUCACAGCUUUUGUGUGGGAAGUUGCGUAUGCCUCAUUCAGACCUCGUAUUGUGCAUACGCAAUGUUUCUAAAUGAGACACCAGGUGAUUUAAACUGGUAAAAACAGAAUAAAGCAGUUUCUCUUUUAAAAUCUGUGUUUUCUGAUGCUCUUGAUAUAGAGGGGCUUCUAACUACAGUUGCCAAUGCUAAAACACGAAAGGCCUUAUCUAGAGCCAGUGUUUGGUUUGUCAACUCUGGGCUACUGUAGAAACAUGACGGUGCAACAUUGCGAUCUCUGCAGACAAGGAGCCACUCUCUUUGUAUAUAUAAACGGCUCAUUCUAAGGUAACGAAAACACAAUGAUUCUUAAUUUUAGUUGAUUAUACACCAAAGAAAACUCCAUAAAUCCUACACACUGGACCUUUAAGGGACACAAAAGUGCUUAGUAUUCCAGUAAAAACAAGUUUAAAAAAAAAACAUUUUUGGUACAUGUCCUUAAAAAACUCAACACAUAUUUGUGCUUCUUCCUGAGUUAUAGUGUUCAAUACAACAAGUCCCAGUUUCUGAUCUCCUAAUGAUCCCAUAUAUUUUUAAGAUCCCCGAAAACUGUUAUUUUAAUUGUUCUGUAACCCUUUAAAAAUGCAACUGAAAAACUGAAUGUUAUCCUCUUCCUGAUUGUAAUCUGAUGAUAAAUACCCAGGUGGAAAUGCAGUUUAUUUACAGGCUGAUAUAUGAAAUAGACAACCCUUCCUACCCUCAGUUAAAAAUUGAAGGGUGUCUGAUGUCAAACUUGAUUUGACCCAGGUCUGUACGUUAACCUGCUUUUGGACUUUGGAUGUACAUUUUAAUGAACAAGGCCUCACAGGCUUCUUUUCUACACGAGGGACACCGAGCUGGUUUACAAGUGGAAAGCAUUUGGUUGUGCAUGUAAGCUCGUACCUGGCAUUUUGUAUACAUGAAAGAUUGAGGUAUUGUACUGCCAGUUUUUGUUCCAGUCAAGCAUGCUCUCUUUUUUUCCAUCUGCUUUAUAAGGUGUGUUCCUAGGGCAGAUUUUCCUUCGACCUGUUAUCGCCUGGUAUAUAUGAAGAUUUCAGUUAAUCACCAAAUUACAAUCUUUAAUUGACCCCUGACACUAAAGUAUGUAAAUCGAGCUUUUUCCCCCCUCGGACUUUUAAUAAAUAGAAAAACACAAUGACUUUCUAAAAAGUGCUAAAACCUACAUGACAAUUUGUGAGAGUGGCUCCAUCAUGAUGUCCAUUUAUGAAGUGUCCUGAGUAGAAGUAGGCUGAUCUGUUGCUAAUGUGUUGUGUGGUUGUACGAUCAUGUCAUCAUUUCUAUUUAUUACAGUGUAACCAGCAGGGUUGUGUGUGGUAACGUCAUACCUACUGUAUUGGUACCGUACUAUUUUCUGCUGUUUAUAUGAAGGCAUCUUGAAAAGUUGUUUUUUAUAAUGAUGAAAGUAACUGAGGUCAGAUGUCACAUAUUGUACUUUCCUGUUUGACAAAAGGAGAUGUGUGAAAAGAGUAUUGGAUAAAAGAUUUCUUUUAACUGCAAAAAUCAAGGCUAACCAUCAUUUUGGCUUGUGUGUUUUCCGACUCUGAGGAUCACCAGGGUGUUUGCUGUUGUGACUUUGACCUUCUGGAAGUCUUUUAUGUUACCAGGCAUAGUGUCGGCUGUUUGAUACGCUCUUUUUCAGCUGAGCAACUCUCUGUUUGCCACAAAAAAAGCUGCUCCACAAAAAACAGGAGCACUUCUCUUUCUGUCAUGAUGCAAAUUCCUGAAAUAUCCUGAGAUGACCCUGAUUUUGUGUCUCAUUGAGGAUGUGCACUGGACCAGAGUUUAGAUGAAGACAGUACAUUCUAUCGUUGUGUUAGACCUCUCCAAAUGUUUUUUUUUCUCCUCAUGCUUUUGUAAAAACAGCUACUUUGCAAACCAAUAAACUUCUCAUCU
This is a messenger RNA of Epinephelus fuscoguttatus (brown-marbled grouper), 7567 nucleotides long. Its product is annotated as galectin-related protein-like. The transcript is spliced from 5 exons. Gene Ontology annotation, molecular function: carbohydrate binding. The record is from RefSeq and is a predicted model, not a curated record. Bases 297 to 830 code for a protein of 177 amino acids. NCBI's taxonomy places the organism in Eukaryota, Metazoa, Chordata, Actinopteri, Perciformes, Serranidae.